This is a messenger RNA of Nerophis ophidion (straightnose pipefish), 711 nucleotides long. Its product is annotated as basic proline-rich protein-like. The coding region runs from base 1 to 711 and encodes 236 amino acids. The record is from RefSeq and is a predicted model, not a curated record. The transcript is spliced from 3 exons. NCBI's taxonomy places the organism in Eukaryota, Metazoa, Chordata, Actinopteri, Syngnathiformes, Syngnathidae.
AUGCAGGUCCAGGCCCCCCCGCCCACCACCCACCAGGCACCCCAACCGGCAAAAGGUCACAAGGCCCAGCCCUGCGCCCAAAGCUGGCAUGCCACGGCACCUAUGCAGGCCCAGUGUUGCGAUCAGCAAUGCACACCGGGGCAGAGGGGGCCUAACGCAGGGCAGCAGGGCAGCACCGCCGGGCCCCCACAAGGGAGGCAAGGAGCCCCCCCAACCCAGCACCAGGCGGCCCCGCACAGCCGCAGCGCAGGGCGACCCAGGGCAGACCCCGCCCCGCGCCCCAGGGGAAGGAGGAAGCCCGACGAGACCCGAGGCCAGCGGGGCACGAGCCGAUCCCCGCCCGACAGCGGCAAGCCCCCCAGACCCCCGGGCGCAAAGCCCCCGCCCAACUGCCCACGAGAGGGACGGACCCCCGCCCAACACAAGGCGGCCUCCCGCAACCCCACCCGCACCCCAGUACCCGUCCAGGCACCUCCAUCCCCCCCAGCCACCAGAUCACCCAAGGAUCAGCCCGUCAGGCCGGAACCAGGGGACACACCCCAGGCCCACACGACCCCGCGGCACAAGGCACCCCGGGCACCCGGGACCCCCCACCCACGGAGCAAGACCCCAUGGGCAGAGCCCCAGCGCAGCCCCCAUGGGAGUCAGAUCAGUUGCGGAGAGAUCACCCAACAGGCAGAGUGCGGGGGUGAUGGGUAUAGGAAUCUCUAA